This is a messenger RNA of Spirodela intermedia, 804 nucleotides long. NCBI's taxonomy places the organism in Eukaryota, Viridiplantae, Streptophyta, Magnoliopsida, Alismatales, Araceae. The record is from the annotation of a GenBank genome assembly.
AUGGGUGAACUCCACACACAUCCUUGUCUAAAAAUAUUGUUUAGUAUCCUCAAGGUUAGUUCUAAUGUGGAUGUCAUCCAUUGCAACAUACUACCAAUAGAUGUUAUUAUCUUAGGACGACCAUGGUUAUAUGACUAUGAUGUCACAUAGAUAAGUAGAAUGAGUACAUAUUCAUUCACCUGUAGGGGGAAGAAGAUAGUAUAGUAUUCUCAACUCUCUAGGCUAAAUCAAGGCCAAAAUUCUACAUCAGCCAUACUAGUUCCUUGUCUAAAUUUUAUUACCAUCUAUACCCUUCAUAAGGAGUUUGAGACAAGAUCUCCCAUAUGGUUUCUUUAUAUAAAAGAAGUCAUUAUAAAGACACCACCGGAUGCACCAUACAAACAGCUCAUAGAUGUGCAACAGCUCGUAGAAAGAUAUAAGGACAUCCUUCCCAAUGACAUACCUUAUGAGUUACCACUUAUGCAAGACAUCCACCAUGUCAUCGAUCUAGUACCUAACUCAUCCUUAUUGAAUUUACCUCACUAUAGGCUUAGCCUCAAGCAGCACAAUGAAUUAAAAUAUCAUAUUACAAAGCUCUUGAAGAAAGGUUUCAUUCGUGAGAGUCUUAACCCAUGUGCAAUCCCUACACUUCUCACUUUGAAGAAGGAUGUGGCAUGUCACAUGUGUGUUGAUAGUAGAGUUGUCAAAAAAAUUACUAUUAAAUAUUAUUUUAUAAUACCUGAAUUAGAUGAUAUGUUAGAUAUGUUAGUUGGGUCUAACAUUUUGCCUAAAAUAGAUCUUAAGAGUGAAUAUCAUCAAUGUUAG